This is a messenger RNA of Juglans microcarpa x Juglans regia, 1738 nucleotides long. RefSeq names its product probable polygalacturonase At1g80170. Gene Ontology annotation, molecular function: polygalacturonase activity. The record is from RefSeq and is a predicted model, not a curated record. The transcript has 9 exons. Bases 237 to 1574 code for a protein of 445 amino acids. Lineage: Eukaryota; Viridiplantae; Streptophyta; Magnoliopsida; Fagales; Juglandaceae. Gene Ontology annotation, biological process: carbohydrate metabolic process.
AAAUAUCUAUUCUUGGGUGUACAGGUACUGGUAGACGUCAUCAAUGGAGUACGCUGGGAUGAGCAAACAAAUAAACGGCGUAUAGUUAACCGCGAAUAAAGUUUGUAACUUUUGAAGAGGGGGAGGAGGGGUUGCAAAGACAUGAUGCGCUUUCCAGAUUCUCCAAAUAUCACUGUUGAAGACAAAAUCCCAACUUGUUCAAAUUUCUCCUUCCUUUUUCUCAUGUCGGAGGGAACAUGACCAACCUGAGAUCUUCUUCAUCUUCGACAUGCCUCAACUUUCUUCUUCACACAUUCAUAUUUCUGACCUCCAAUCUCAUAUAUGUAGAAGGUUUCGACUCUCUCUUACAGCUCCCACAAUCUGGGUCGACCAGGAUCAGACCCAUAUCUAAACGGGUUCUUUUUCUUAGUCAUUUUGGUGCAAAAGGCGACGGUCUCCAUGAUGAUACCAAGGCUUUCAAAGAUGCUUGGGAACUAGCUUGUUCGUUCUCUCGGCGAACAAGAAUUGUAAUUCCGGCUGGAAACACUUUUAUGAUUCAUCCUAUUGAUCUUGCCGGGCCUUGCCAGUCAAAGGUCAUUUUACAGAUCUCUGGUAAAAUAGUUGCACCUGAAGAUCCUGAUGCCUGGUAUGGUAUGAAUCCACGUAAAUGGAUCUACUUCCAUGGGGUGAACCACCUUACCAUAGAAGGGGGAGGCACAAUCAAUGGGAUGGGACAGAAAUGGUGGGCUCAGUCUUGCAAGACCAACUCAACAAAUCCAUGCCAACAUGCUCCAACGGCCAUUACUUUCCAUAGGUGCAAGUAUUUGAAUGUCAAGAACCUCAUGGUGGUUAAUAGUCAACAAAUGCACAUGGCAUUCACCAAGUGCCUUCGGGUUGUUGCAUCCAAUCUCAAAGUGAUAGCAUCUGCUCAUAGCCCUAAUACUGAUGGAAUUCACAUCAGUGCAUCAAAAGGUGUUGAGCUCGAGGAUAGCAUAAUAAGAACAGGGGAUGACUGCAUCUCUAUUGUCAGCAACUCUUCUCGGAUCAGGAUCAGAAACAUUAUCUGUGGCCCAGGUCACGGCAUAAGUAUUGGAAGCUUGGGAAAGUCAAACUCAUGGUCGCAGGUGCAUGAUGUGAUGGUUGAUGGAGCUUUCCUCUCCAACACUCAGAAUGGGUUGAGGAUCAAAACGUGGCAGGGAGGUAGUGGUUUUGCCACUGAUAUUUCAUUCCAGAAUGUGUUGAUGGAAAAUGUAUCAAAUCCAAUCAUUAUAGAUCAAUAUUACUGUGAUUCAUGGCUGCCAUGUGCAAAUCAGACCUUGGCUGUUAAAGUGGAGAACAUAUCCUUCACACACAUCAAAGGAACUUCAGCAACUGAAGAAGCAAUAAAAUUUGGCUGCAGUGAUGACUCCCCAUGUGAAGGGCUGUACUUGGAAGAUAUUCAGCUUCUCCCGUCAUCGAGCGGAAUUACAAGAUCUUUUUGUUGGAAAGCGCAUGGCUGGAGUUCAGGUUUAGUACACCCACCUGCAUGCUUUUCAUGUAGUGAAAGCUGCAUUAAACAGGAAGGCCUACUGGGUUCUGCAAUUCAAUCUUCCUGAAGAGAGGUCAUUCAGUUCUUAAUAUGUAUGGAAGCAUGGCAAAGAGAUCAACUCGGAGACAGAUAUGGUGCACGACUUAUUCGGUUCAAUCAUUAGUCAAGGAUAUAUAGGUUGGUGCCUAAGCAUGCCUUUUAAUAGCCCACGCACCAAGAAACAGGACGUGG